Messenger RNA from Paramacrobiotus metropolitanus, 1679 nucleotides. RefSeq lists its product as uncharacterized. Lineage: Eukaryota; Metazoa; Tardigrada; Eutardigrada; Parachela; Macrobiotidae. The record is from RefSeq and is a predicted model, not a curated record. Gene Ontology annotation, cellular component: plasma membrane. The coding region runs from base 82 to 1404 and encodes 440 amino acids. Gene Ontology annotation, biological process: G protein-coupled receptor signaling pathway. The transcript is spliced from 6 exons. Gene Ontology annotation, molecular function: G protein-coupled receptor activity.
ACUGUAUUUCAUAAUGAUAAUAAUUAUUGUGAUCCUCUUGCGUGUACAACCGUACUAACACCACAAAAAGCACCUGCGGCUAUGAUUACGCAUACUGCCAUGGAUUGGAAUCCGUUUACCAAUGCGUCCUACGAUUAUGUGGACGUCAAGGAGGAAGUCAGUGUCAAUUUCAGCACGUGUGAUGACUUCCUGCGAGCUGUGCAUGACUUUAACGUCAGCGUUGAGAUGCUGCUAGCGCAGGUGGACAACGAGGAUUUAGCACGGGACGGGUGCAACCGGACGCUGCCGAAUAUGACCACCAUCACCGCACACCCGGCAAAAUACGCGGUAAUUGUCAUGUAUCCGGUGUCGUUGCUGCUGUGUACGAUGGGGAACAUUCUGAAUAUUAUUAUCUUGCGGAGGGAGAAUGUGGUGCGGCGUGGUAAACGCUGGUCAGCAGAAAUUUAUUUGAUUGCACUGGCUGUUGCCGACAUGGGCGUUCUGUGGAGUCAACUGUCUCUGCAGCUGUCGCAAAUUGACGUGUUGGCAAACCAUCCGAAAUUUUCUACUUUACUUAAUGGAAGCAUUGGUUUAUCGACAUUUUUAACGGAUACAUUUAUUAACUCUUCCGACUGGCUCCUGAUCGUCUUCAGCAUAGAACGACUGCUGGCCAUCGCUUCCCCACUGAGAUACGGGCGCAUUGUCAACCGUCAACGGACCAUCAUCAUCGUCGUUAGUGUGUUCUGCUUGGGCAUGUCUGCGUCGGCCUUCAACUUGUACGAUUAUUACUGGUUCUAUGCAAACGAAGAUCCACGAUGUCCGGCGUGGCUCACAGUGAAGUCACCAUUACACGAGGAUUGGAAUCAAGUACAGCGUUUCUUUGUGGUAGCGCAACCGUUAAUCAACUUCCUGGCGAUCCUGGUUAUCAACACGAUCGUGGCCAUGCACUUACUAAUCCAGCGACGAUUCCGCGCGUUACACGUCCGCAUCUCAUCUGUCUCCGACACCGAUGCGGCCAAAGAGAAGCCUCUCAUCCACAUGCUCCUAGUGGCGGCGGUCUUCUACGUCGUUACCCAAAUGCCGGCUUUUGUCUGGAACCUGUGGACGAUCUUAAUCAACCGUCCGUUUUGUUAUGACGAUGUAGCGGAGGAGACACGGGUGUACUUUAUGCGCUUCACAUCCAUCGCUACCAAUGUGAAUUAUUCGCUGAAUUUUCUGCUGUACUAUGGAGUGAGCCGUGCCUUCCGCCGGGGAUGCAGAGAAGUGUUUUGUCAGCGGAGGAUGUUCGGGCUUAUUCUAGAUCGUAGCGGUUCGGCCUGGCCUAAUCGAUCCGUCAAAAAUGAUGCGGGUCAACAAGUAGAGAAACGCAGUCUGGAGUCGAGCAGUUCAAACAAAAGUCUUCUUAGCCAGAGAUCCUCCAUAUAAGGCCAGGGAUGUGAUUUCUCCGACGGAAUGCACUUGUUACUGUAUAUACGUAGUUUAUGUAUUUCAUCCUAAGAUAGUUCCUUCAGUUGGUGCGGACUGUUACGCAUUCUGUAUAUAUUCCAAUGAAAAGCUUGUGAUUGCGCUGCAGUUGUGCGAACACUUCAACACUGACGGAUCCCACGAACACGAAUGCCGACGGAUCACACAACUCGCUGAAGGUGUUCAGCUGCUAACCUUAUAACUGAUUGAAUGUUUCUGCGUAACUGCUUUCAUCA